AUGGACAAAUUUGUCACUGCUUUAAAUGAAACGACAGCAUCCAUGCAUUCCUCCAAACAAUUGAUGUUGAAAUUACCUGAGAAUAUUGUAUUGAAUGAUUUUAAACUUCAAAGAGCUGCAGCAUUAGAUAGUCAGAUUAUAGGUGAUUAUGAAGAGCUAGUGACAGAUUGGAUGAAUACAAUAGAGACUAUAAUAGUCGAUACAUCAGAUGAAAGAUUUAUGGAUCCUAAUGCUGGUCCCUUAUCAGAAUUAGAAAGAUGGCGUAGAAGACAAAGACUAUUAACAAGUUUAACCGAACAAUUAAAAUCCAAGGAAUGUAAAGCCGUGAUUGGUGUAUUAAUUACUGCUAAAUCUCGACUAUUACGUCGAUGGAAAAUUAUAGAUGUUGGGUAA
This is a messenger RNA of Lottia gigantea (owl limpet), 393 nucleotides long. RefSeq lists its product as hypothetical. Gene Ontology annotation, molecular function: dynein light intermediate chain binding; dynein intermediate chain binding; minus-end-directed microtubule motor activity. The transcript has 3 exons. NCBI's taxonomy places the organism in Eukaryota, Metazoa, Mollusca, Gastropoda, Lottiidae. Gene Ontology annotation, cellular component: dynein complex. The record is from RefSeq and is a predicted model, not a curated record. Gene Ontology annotation, biological process: microtubule-based movement. The coding region runs from base 1 to 393 and encodes 130 amino acids.